Cannabis sativa is the source of this 1238-nucleotide messenger RNA. RefSeq lists its product as uncharacterized. The record is from RefSeq and is a predicted model, not a curated record. NCBI's taxonomy places the organism in Eukaryota, Viridiplantae, Streptophyta, Magnoliopsida, Rosales, Cannabaceae. The transcript has 6 exons. The coding region runs from base 455 to 1072 and encodes 205 amino acids.
ACCCUAAUCUAAAUUAAAAUAUCAAAUCUCAAUCUUGAGAAUGGAAGACCUCCUCCCGUGCGGUGAAUCGAAGACCUCCAACGCCUGAGACAAACUGCUCCUUAGUGGCGAAACAACGACGGCGAGACGAGAGUGCACCACCUCAGACUAACUCCUCCUAAGCGCAGUGUGAACCCCUAAACCAUUUUCACUGUUUCAGUCGCUCCGCCUCGCGCCUCCUCUGCUCGCCGCUUCUCCGGUGUCUCUCCCUCUCCUCCAGUGGCCUGCUCUCUCUCCGCAGCUCGGCGCUCCUCCGGUCGUCUCCCCUCUCGCUCCGAGCCUCUCAAAUUGUGAGUCUCUCUCUACUCUCAGUUGUUCACAUCUCCGGUAGCUAUGGAGUUGUCACUUGUUCUCCUUUGGUGGCUUUGCAAUUAAAUCCUUUUAGGGGUGAAGAAUUUGAAGUGGCGGUUGGCUUAUGCAGUAUAAAAUGCAUCUUAUACAAACUCUUAACUUUUUGAUUCCACUCUUUAUCUUCCAUUCCCUUAUCAGUGGUCAGCUUUGCAAUUGUGAAAAUACGGUUGACCACAAAGCUCUGAAAGUUGGGGAGGAACUAUGGAGGGAAACACUGCCUUUUCAAAUGGGUUCUCGCCUUUAUCAGUUACAAGGACUUAAAUCUCAUACGUGGUAUGAAGUAAAGAUAUCAUACCCAGCUUCUAUACCAGCCAGCUUUUCCUUAGAACUGAAGAAGGGCUCAGCAAACUCACUACACACGAGUAGAAGAUUGCUCAACACAGAAAAGCUUAUUUUCAAGACAGAAAGCCUGAGUAAUCAGAAUGGAAUGAAUAUCUUGGUGACUGUGGAACCUGAGGGGUUUGUUGCUAAACCUAAUGUGCCUGAGAGAGAGUUUAUGCUUUUCAACAUAGUUUGUGAUGAACUUUUGUUGGGGAUUCCACACAAAGCUUGGUGGGUUGCAGCCAUGGUGCUACUCUGUCUAUGCUUGGCAUUCUUCAUCCCAUCGUUCCUUCCACCCUAUUUGCUGCCAAAGGAUCAAAGUCAUCUAUCAUGCAAUCAGAAUGCUUCCAAGGAUUCCUGAAAUUUUGCCUCAAGAAUCAUCGUCCACCGCCUUUUUUUUUCGGUUUUGUUAAUUAUUAAGGUAUAGAUCCAGUUUCUUAACCACAAGAUGUUUUGUUUGAACGCUAACACCCUUUGAAAUCAAUGAAGAUAAGUUGUGAAAGAGGUUCCAACAUUGGUUUUGCUCA